Molecule: messenger RNA, 5373 nt
Organism: Dreissena polymorpha
Lineage: Eukaryota; Metazoa; Mollusca; Bivalvia; Myida; Dreissenidae
Product: coiled-coil domain-containing protein 112-like
Exons: 14
Coding region: 20-1507 (495 amino acids)
Source: RefSeq, a predicted model, not a curated record
GUAUUUCAGAAGCGUCAAAAUGGCUACCAAUGUAUCUAGGGAUGAAGAAAAAGAAAAGGCAAAGGAUGAUGAAAAAGCAAAAGCGAUUGCCGCUUGGAAGAACAAGAAUGAAGCAGCAAAGAAGGGAGAGAUUCUCAGAGAAAUACAGAAACUGAAAGUCCAGAUUCAGGCGAUGGAGCGAGAGAAGUGUACCCACCUGUACAGCAAGAGGAGUGACUUCAGAGAUGAGUUCAGUCAGAUUGAGGAAUUAGAGGACAAACAGAACAAUGAGAGAAAGACUGAACAAGUGAAGCUGAAGCAGCAACUGGAGAAGAUCAGUCACAUGGUGAAACGCUUCCACAAGGAGCUGAGAGACGUGAAACCAACACCUGAGUUUGUUGAGAGAUUGAAAAUGAUCAUGGAAGAGAUUGAAGGGACCAUCAAUGCUUUUAAAGAACAGCAGAGAAAGCACUAUGAGUCCAUGUUGCUUGAGGAGCGUACCGGAUGGCUGGAGAUUCAGGCCCUUGAGAAGAAGUUCGACUCCUGGUCCCAGCUAGGGGCUGCAGUGGAUGACUCGUCCAGGGCGCGGUCCGCCCCGCACAAACCCCUCGCAACCGACCGCGACAUCACUAAAGACUUGCCCCCAGAAGUGGCCGCAUUUGAGAAGUUUGUAGAGCAGACUGGAGGAGUGAGAGGUGGCUGGGAUGAGUACGAUCAUCAGACCUUCCUCAAGUUUAGGCAGCGCUACCAGGGCAAGCCGGUGUUCCUGCAGCAUGUGUUACCAGCCCUGCCUACCCGUACUGAGGAGGAGAUACACGACCAUGAGGACUGGUACCAGGAAUACCUCUUCCUCAACGAGACCAAGAAACAGGCCAUCAGGAAGUGGAGGGAGAAGAAAGAGGAGGAGAAGGAAGAGAUACUGUCCAAGGCAACAGAGGAGCCAGAGGAAACCCCGGAUGAGCGCCAGGAAUGCCUCAGACAGAUCAUUGAGCAGGAGAAACUGGAGCGCAAGUCUAAACUAAAUUCUUACAAAGUUCAGAAGGAGCUGGAGAGAGCCCAGAAAGAGGAGAGGCAGCUUAGAGAGCAGCUGAAUCAGCAGCAGAGACAGCAAGAGUGGAAGCAGAAACAGGAAGAAAUGCAUCAGAAGGUUCUGGAACACAAGCGUCAACGGGAGGAGGAAGAGGCCUUCCAGCGGGAGCAGAAGGCACAGUGGGAGGCAGAGGAGCGGGAGAGGCAGAGGCAGGUGUCUGCGCGGGAGAUUGUCAAGUUCAGGCAGCGGGAUGAGGCAUCACUUCAGCAGAAGAAGGAGAAAGAGCGUGAGAAUGAGUUGGCUGCCAGAGAGAGGGAGCGCAGGCUGGAAAUGCUCAAAAGUCAGGUUGAGGUGGAGGUAGAACGUGACCCCAGCCGGCUGCUACAGCCCACCGCAGGGGUGAGGAACAGGGUGAAGGACAAGUCUACAGCUGGAGGACAGGUGCUGCCCAAUAUGAUGCCUCAUAGAGCUGUACCUGCUUGGAGACAGGGACCUUGACCUAAGUUCAGUUUUCAAGAACUGGUAAAUUGAUCUUUGAUCUUGGCCUAGAUAAAGGGUCAUCGCCAUUGACGUUGAACAAUGAAAAUCGCUGUCAGUUCAGCACAAAGAUUCGUUCACUUAACGUUUGCUGUGGGUAGUAGUGAACUAGGCAAAUAUUCCACCAAAGGUUUAUGCUUUCUCUGAACAUCGUGAUAAGAGCUUCAUGAUAAUUUCAGAUAUGGAAUGUGCAUAGUUUAAGACUACAUGUGCAUAUAUAGAUGCCUGAAAUACUGUGUUUGUUCAUAGCUCGGGUGAUUUUAGUGCUACAUACACUAAUAUGCACUUUUAACAGAACACUUAAAAUUCUAACUUCUGGAAAAAGGCUAAUUGUAUCAACUUGAAAUAUGUUGUUCAAAAUUAUUUUCUACAUUUCUCUUGUUAAAUUGACAUUAUUCAUUUAUGACAAACUUACAGUUUUUGACCACCCUCUGCAUGUGAACAUGGAAAUAUGCCAAGCUCGUAAUGCACGUGAAAAGACAUCAAAUACCCACAUACAACAUCAGACAUAACCGACCAGGUCUGUUUUCAAAAUAACCCAAUAUAAGUAUCAUUAUACCCCCACAAACGAAGUUUAGGGGGGUAUAAAGGAGUGAACUUGUCUGUCGGUUGGUCGUUCGGUCUUUACCAAACUUGGUCAGAAGUUGUAUCUACAUGAUGUCUAGGCCAGGUUCGAACAUGGGCUUUGCCAGGUCAAAAACUAGGUCACGGGGUCACUUAGUGCGUUUUAAACAUUCAGCAUGUUGUCCACUCUCUAAUUCAAGUAAUUUUCAUCCGAUCUUCACCAAACUUGGUAAGAAGUUGUAUCUAGAUGAUGUCUAGGCCAAAUUCGAACAUGGGCCUUGCCGGGUCAAAAACUAGGUCACAGGGUCACAUAGUGCGUUUUAAACAUUCAGCAUGUUAUCCGCUCUCUAGUUCAAGUAGUUUUCAUCCGAUCUUCACCAAACUUGGUAAGAAGUUGUAUCUAGAUGAUCUUAAGGCCAAGUUCGAACAUGGGCCUUGCCGGGUCAAAAACUAGGUCACGGGGUCACUUCGUGCAUUUUUUUACAUUCAGAAUGGUGUCCUCUCUCUUAUUCAAGUAGUUUUGAUCCGAUCUUCACCAAACUUGGUCAGAAGUUUUAUCUAGAUGAUCUGAAGGCCAAGUUUGAACAUGGGCCAUGCCAGAUCAAAAACUCGGUCACAGGGUCACUUAGUACGUUUUACACAUUGAGCAUGGUGUCCGCUCUCUAUUUCAAGUAGUUUAAAUCCAAUCUUCACCACACUUGGUCAGAAGUUGUAACUAGAUGAUGUGUAGGUCAAGUUCGAACAUGGGCCAUGCCGGGUCAAAAACUAGGUCACGGGUUCACUUAGUGUGUUUUAAACCUCACCAUGUUGUCCGCUCUCUAAUUCAAGUAGUUUUUAUCCAAUCUUAACCAAAAUUGGUCAGAAGUUGUAUCUUGAUAAUGUCUAGGUCAAGUUUGAAUAUGGGUCAUGCCGGGUCAAAAACAAGGUCACAGGGUCACUUAGUGUGUUUUAAACAUCACAAUGUUGUCCCCUCUCUAAUUCAAGUAGUUUUCAUCCAAUCUUCACCAAACUUGGUCAGAAGUUGUAUCUAGAUGAUGUCUAGGUCAAGUUUGAAUAUGGGUCAUGCCGGGUCAAAAACUAGGUCAUGGGGUAUCUUAGUGCGUUUUAAACCUCACCAUGUUGUCAGCUCUCUAAUUCAAGUAGUUUUCAUCCAAUCCUCACCAAACUUGGUCACAAGUUUUAUCUAAAUGAUCUCUAGGACAAGUUUGAACAUGGGCCAUUCUGGGCCUAAAACUAGGUCACGGGGUCACUUAGUGCGUUAUUUAACAUUCAGCAUGGUGUCCGCUCUCUAAUUCAAGUAGUGUUUACAUCAGAUCUUCACCAAACGUGGUCAGAAGUUUUAUGGAGAUGAUCUUAAGGCCAAGUUAGAACAUGGGCCUUUCUGGGUCAAAAACUAGGUCAAGGGGUCACUAAGUGCGUUUUAAAAAUUUAGCAUGGUGUCCGCUGUUUUUUGUGAAGACGACAUGCAAAAUAUUAUGUGUCCAUGCGGCAUGUGGGGGUAUUUGUCACGUCUGUGACAAAGCUCUAGUUAAACAUUUGUGUGACAAGUAGCCUGUGAAGUCACUAUCUGCAACAUUUUAUACCGUUUAUUGACUAUGGCAAAACGAACAGGUCUGUUUUGUGGAAUCUAGGAACCUUCUACUGGCAUUUAUGAGAUAUGAAGAGUUGCAUGUAAAGACAAAAACUGCAACCUGUUAAAGCCUACAGCAUAUUGAACGGGCCUGUAUUCGGGAAUGGAGGAACGUGGCCUUGACAUUAAUGAGUUAUAACCGGUUUUUGAUUCGAUUAGUAUGGCAACCUGUUAAAACAAGUAGUCGACAUACAUAAUAGAUAUCAUCAAGGAACCGAACUUAUUUAUACUUGUGAUAAACUGUUAAAUAAUGUACACAGAAAUUUAGUGUUUUGUAUUCUGUCAUUUUGUGACUAUAUUUUAGUGGUAUAUUGCAAAUGAAUGACAAUACAUCAAUUUUUUUUUCAAUUAAAAAAAAGCGAAAGGAGGUAUUUGAAAAUGGUGCAUUUGUGUUUAUCCCAAAUUGAAAUGAAAUCGUCUAGAAAUUAUGACAAAUGUCAUACCGGUAAUUAUGUUGUUAUCUGAAGGCAUAGAUUGGAACAAUUUACAUGUUAUAAAUCCAACAAUAAACUCUUGUCAAAUUACAGCAUUUAAUGUCUAAGUCCGUCAAACAUGUCUGAUAUAAAUGGUCAAAUGUUCUUUAGUGAUUGCCUUCACAUGAGCUUCGUUCUGGGAAAACUUGGCUUAACGGGUGUGCUUUAAAUGUGGUCCCAGAUAAGCCUGUGCAGUCCACAAAGGCUUAAUGGGUGUGCUUUAAAUGUGGUCCCAGAUAAGCCUGUGCAGUCCACAAAGGCUUAAUGGGUGUGCUUUAAAUGUGGUCCCAGAUAAGCCUGUGCAGUCCACAAAGGCUUAAUGGGUGUGCUUUAAAUGCGGUCCCAGAUAAGCCUGUGCAGUCCACAAAGGCUUAAUGGGUGUGCUUUAAAUGUGGUCCCAGAUAAGCCUGUGCAGUCCACUAGGUGUGCUUUAAAUGUGGUCCCAGAUAAGCAUGUGCAGUCCACAAAGGCUUAAUGGGUGUGCUUUAAAUGUGGUCCCGGAUAAGCCUGUGCAGUCCACUGGGUGUGCUUUCAAUGUGGUCCCAGAUAAGCCUGUGCAGUCCACAAAGGCUUAAUGGGUGUGCUUUAAAUGUGGUCCCAGAUAAGCCUGUGCAGUCCACAAAGGCUUAAUGGGUUUUCUUUAAAUGUGGUCCCAGAUAAACCUGUGCAGUCCACAAAGGCUUAAUGGGUGUGCUUUAAAUGUAGUCCCAGAUAAGCCUGUGCAGUCCACAAAGGCUUAAUGGGUGUGCUUUAAAUGUGGUCCCAGAUAAGCCUGUGCAGACCACAAAGGCUUAAUGGGUGUGCUUUAAAUGUGGUCCCAGAUAAGCCUGUGCAGUCCACAAAGGCUAAUUAGGGUCGAAACUUUUCGCUUAUAUAAAAUUUUACGUUUGAGGAAAGUAUUCGCUUAACGGAAAUCUAGUUUAUGCAGAAAGUGUAAUCUCUGAUAAACCUAUACGAAAUACACAGGCUAAUCUAGGAUGCAUUAAGACCGGUUUUCACAGAGCGCAGCUCAAUUAUAUACCUGUAUUUAAUCGGAGCAAUGUUGAUUUUGGUUCGUUUCCAAAAUACUUAUUUAUGACUUAUAUUAUCGUCUUUUUGUUUCUUGUGUAUAUUGAUAUGAAAUAAAUGCUAGUGUCAUGAAGAUCAUUAAGAAUAUUCGA